This is a messenger RNA of Lepisosteus oculatus (spotted gar), 2400 nucleotides long. The record is from RefSeq and is a predicted model, not a curated record. Lineage: Eukaryota; Metazoa; Chordata; Actinopteri; Semionotiformes; Lepisosteidae.
AUGGCGACACUUAGUGUCAUUUUUAGCAUACAUUUCAGAGAAUUUAAGUUUGCCCAAACCAUGAUCUUUGCAAUACAUGAAAUAAACAACAAUAAAGAACUGCUACCAGGUGUUUCCUUGGGCUACAGAAUCCAUAGUGUUUGUAAUACUAUUCCUGCAUCUGUUGGAGCUGCCUUGGAUUUAAUAAAUGGCCAGGAAGAAGGACCUUUGUCUGAAAGUUCCUGUACCAAACCACCAAAUGUUCAUGCUAUUAUAGGCCAGUCAUCAUCCUCCAUAAACAUUGCAACUGCCACCACAAUUGGACCUUUUCGUGUGCCAGUGGUAAGACUUGUUUUAAUAUUCCAGUCAGCAAUCAGUCACCUUGCUACCUGUGCUUGUCUGAGUAACAGAAGACGAUUCCCUUCAUUCUUCAGAACCAUCCCAAGUGACUAUUAUCAGAGCAGAGCCCUGGCUCAGCUGGUGAAGCACUUUGGAUGGACCUGGGUUGGAGCCAUUAGAAGUGAUGAUGACUAUGGCAACAAUGGGAUGGCUACAUUUGUUCAAAUCGCACAACAUGAAGGGAUAUGUGUAGAAUACUCAGAGGCCUUAUCGAGGACUGAUCCGAUAGAGAAAAUUCGCAAAAUUAUACAAGUCAUAACGAAUUCCACAUCAAAGAUUAUCGUAGCUUUUCUGGCACAGGGAGAAAUGUUAGUGCUGCUACAAGAAAUGAUCCUUCACAACGUUACGGGAUUGCAAUGGGUUGGCAGUGAAUCUUGGAUUACUGCCAGCAACCUGGCAAACGAUGAAAGUUAUAAAGUUCUGGGUGGUGCCGUUGGAUUUGCAAUUGAUAAUACAGUCAUUAAAGGUCUGGAUGAUUUUCUGCUAAGUGUCCACCCAUCUAAUGACCCUGAAAACAGAAUAUUAAAGACAUUUUGGGAAACGGUCUUCAGCUGCACCCUGACUGAACAAAGAGCUGGUGACAGUGUGCAACGAUGUACAGGGUCUGAGAACUUAAGAGAUGUGAAUAACCCAUACACUGAUACCACAGAGAUGAGAAUCCCUCACAAUGUUUAUAAAGCAGUGUAUGCAGUAGCACAUGCACUGCAUGACUUGUUCAACUGCCAAAACGGACAAGGUUCUGUUUUCAAUACAACAUGCCCGGACAAGAUGGAAAUUGAACCAUGGCAGGUGCUUCAUUACCUGAAAAAUGUAAACUUUACAACUACAACUGGGGAAAGAGUGUCUUUUGAUGAAAAUGGAGGUCCUGCAGCACGAUAUGAAUUAGUUAAUUGGCAGCUAAAUAACAAAGGAGAUACUGAGUUUGUGACAGUUGGAUAUUACGAUGCGUCUUUGCCAGCAGGACAGCGGUUUACAAUGAACAACAUUUCUGUUGUCUGGGCAGGCGAUCAAGAUCAGGUGCCUGUGUCAGUGUGCAGUGAGAGCUGUCCUCCAGGCACUCGGAAGGCUGUUCAGAAGGGAAGGCCUGUCUGCUGCUUUGACUGUGUACCAUGUGCUGAAGGAGAGAUCAAUUCCAUUGACUGUACUAAGUGCCCUCUGGAAUACUGGUCCAAUGAUCAGAGAGACCAGUGUAUCUUGAAGGACAUUGAAUUUCUGUCUUAUGGUGAAAUCAUGGGAAUUCUGUUAGCUGCAUUUGCUUUACUGGGAACAUGUUUAGCUUUUGUUACAGCAGCUGUUUUCUUUAGAUUUAAAGAUACUCCCAUUGUUAAAGCCAAUAACUCUGAACUAAGUUUCCUUCUGCUCUUUUCAUUGACUCUGUGUUUCCUCUGUUCACUUACUUUCAUUGGCCAGCCCUCUGACUGGUCCUGUAUGUUGCGCCACACAGCAUUUGGGAUCACAUUUGUCCUGUGCAUCUCUUGUGUUCUGGGGAAAACAAUAGUGGUGUUAAUGGCCUUUAGGGCUACACUGCCAGGCAGUAACAUUAUGAAAUGGUUUGGGCCCACACAGCAAAGGUUAAGUGUUCUUGCUUUCACACUAGUACAGGUUUUGAUAUGUGUUCUUUGGUUGAUAUUAUCACCUCCCUUUCCCUAUAAAAAUACAAAAUAUUAUAAAGAAAAAAUAAUUUUAGAGUGUGACUUGGGUUCUACAGUAGGCUUUUGUGCUGUGUUAGGGUAUAUAGGAUUCCUCUCUGCCAUGUGCUUUUUGCUCGCUUUCCUGGCUCGGAAGCUGCCUGAUAACUUCAAUGAAGCCAAAUUCAUUACAUUCAGCAUGCUCAUAUUCUGUGCUGUCUGGAUCACCUUUAUCCCAGCUUAUAUCAGCUCUCCUGGGAAGUUCACAGUGGCUGUGGAAAUAUUUGCUAUUUUAGCAUCAAGUUUUGGUUUGCUGUUCUGUAUUUUUGCACCAAAAUGUUAUAUUAUAAUAUUAAAUCCUGACAUGAACACAAAGAGACAUUUGAUGGGUUGA